Messenger RNA from Andrographis paniculata, 1741 nucleotides. Its product is annotated as cytochrome P450 71AU50-like. The record is from RefSeq and is a predicted model, not a curated record. Lineage: Eukaryota; Viridiplantae; Streptophyta; Magnoliopsida; Lamiales; Acanthaceae. Gene Ontology annotation, molecular function: iron ion binding; heme binding; monooxygenase activity. The coding region runs from base 120 to 1589 and encodes 489 amino acids. The transcript has 2 exons.
AAUCGAUCAAUCCAUCGGUCAUUCAUGCACCAAAGCAAGAAUAGCCAUCCAUCCAUCCAUAUUCGGUCUAUAAUUUCUCGAUCGAAUUAGAGGUAGAGCUAGCAAGCUAGCUGGCAUUAAUGGCGGCUUGGAUCUGGGCAGUGCUAUCUGCCUUGUUGUUUGUUCGCCUCCUCCAGAAGUUCGUCGGGAAGAGGGGCAAGAAGCAGCCCCCCAGCCCGCGAGGGCUCCCCAUAAUCGGGCAUCUCCAUCUGAUCGGCAAGAACCCUCCGCGUGCGCUACGGGACCUCGCCGUCAAGCACGGCCCCAUCAUGGGGAUGAGGUUCGGCUCCGUGCCCGUCGUCAUCAUAUCCUCGCCGGCCGCGGCGGAGCUGGUCCUCAAGACCCACGACCUCACCUUCGCCAGCAGGCCGUACCAGGACGCCUUCCACCACCUCAGCUACGGGCAGAAGAACAUCGUGUUCUGCCCCUACGGCUCCUACUGGCGCGACAUGCGCAAGCUCUGCACCGUGGAGCUGCUGAGCAACCACAGGAUCGGGCAGUUCCACGCCACCAGGAAGGCGCGGCUGGUGGGGCUGGUCGACACCCUCAAGAGGGCCGCGGGGAGCCGGGAGAGCGUGAACCUGAGCACGGAGAUGGUGAGCGCCAUCGGGGAUAUGAAUAGCAUGAUGAUGUUCGGGCGGACGUUCAGGGAGGAGACGGAGUUCCAGGCCGUCAUUAAAGAGGCGCUGGAGCUCACCGCCAAGUUCAACGUCGCCGACUACUUCCCGGCGGUGCGGUUCCUUGACCUCCAGGGAAUGAACCGGAGGAUGAAGAAGCUGCAGGAGAUCUUCGACGACGUUCUAGAGAGGAUCAUAAACGACCACGCCCACAACAACAAGGGGAAGGAGAAUGGGGACUUCGUCGACAUCAUGAUGUCCAUCAUGGAGUCCGGGGAGGCUUCUUUCCAGUUCGACAAGAGCAAUAUCAAGGCUGUGCUGCUGGACAUGUUGAUCGGAGGGAUGGACAGCUCGGCAACGGCGACGGAGUGGACUCUGUCGGAGCUGAUAAGGCACCCGGAAGCCAUGGCGAAGCUGAGGAAGGAGUUGCAGACGAUCGCGGGACCGGGGGAGAUGGUGGAGGAGUCGCGGCUGGAGAAGCUGGAGUACCUGAACUGCGUGGUGAAGGAGACGCUGAGGCUGCACCCGGUGGCGCCGCUCAUGGUCCCCCACGAGUCGAUGGAGGACUGCGUCGUGGACGGCUACUACAUACCCAAGAAGACGAGGGUGCUGCUCAACGCCUGGGCCAUCGGGCGGGACCCCGCCAGGUGGGACCGCCCCGACGAGUUCUCCCCGGAGAGGUUCGUGGGGAGCAAGGUGGACCUCAAGGGCCGGGACUACCACCUGGUGCCCUUCGGGUCGGGCAGGCGGAUCUGCCCCGGGAUGCACCUGGGGCUCACCAUGGUCAGGUUCAUGAUAGCCCAGCUCGUCCAUUUGUUUGACUGGGAGCUCCCCGGCGGCGUCAGGGGCGAGGAUUUGGACAUGACCGAGAACUUCAGCCUUGUCACCUAUAGAGUCAACUCUCUUGAGGCCAUCCCCACCCUGCGAGCCUGAUCGUCGGUCAACAAUUAAUUAAUUAUCAUGUCGUGCUUCAUAAUAAUUAAUUAAUAAUUGUUGUUGUAUAAGUUGCUUUUCGAACCGUAGCCCUAUAGUUUCAGUUUAUUUUCAUGUAAUAAUAGAGUAUUAUUCAUACGUUGGUUGGUUCA